AUGCAAAACAAAGAAUUGGAUGGCCUUUUCCCGGAAGAUCACAUUUCGGUAUACUAUUCUGUUUUACACUUUCGUGCAAUUCACAAAACAGAAGGCGAUCUUGUAUCAAACCUGACAUUACAAUGGAGUCAAGAAGAAUGCUUCCGUCCAAUUCUAGAAAAAUAUGACUUAGUUCAUUUGUUACUCGAGUUUAAGGAAAAUGAUUGGAUACAAGAUGUUCGUGCAGCAAUCAGUAACCAUACUGCCACUUCGGCUCUGAUUGAACAAUACCAUGAUUUUCAAAGUGUACUCAUAACGAGAAAGUUACAAUUGCGCUCUGAGUUCUAUAAUGUGAGUCAUUACUCGGAUAGUCCAAUCCAUUGUGAUGGAUGUGAUAUUCCAAGAAACCAAAAGAAGGUCAAAGCAAUAUUGAACUAUCAGAACGGCUUGCUCAUCCGUAAAUUUGUGGGGAAUGAGGAAGUCGAAUAUACAGAUACGCCAUGGUUUCCUUCCAACGAUCAGAAAUACGAUGUAACCGCCAUUGUCACCGCUUUUGGAUACAAUCGUUUGUUUGCACUACGUCAAUUCAUGUAUCGAUAUCAAGGACCGAUUGUUCUUGUGAUUUAUGCCACAUCGACCCAGGAAGUCCACCUUGUGCGUUACAUUUCAACUCACUUCAUUCCCAAACGUGUUACAAUUCUUUUUUAUCUAGUCAGUCGUUAUCUCAAAUCCAGUACUGUGUUUCCUAUUAAUCGCUUACGAAAUCUUGCUAUACGAAACAUUCGAACCACUCAUUUCUUGAUUCUUGAUAUGGAUCUUCGAUUAUCUUUAAAUACUUAUAAGGAAGUCAUGAGUCUUCCACAAUUCCUCUAUCAUAGCAAUCGCUCUGCUGUUAUUCUCCCCGUGUUUUUCUAUAAAGGCAAACAAAUAUUGGCUCACUGUUCUACAACCGAAAGUUGUUCUUACUUAUCGAAUUGGAUUCAACCAGAAAACAAAUUGGAACUGAUUGAAUGUAUCAAUCGGAAGAUUUGCAUAUCAAAUAAGAACAACAUUCGAACUCAUAUGUAUGUAAUGCCAGAAUGGUUUACAACGUCACAAGAAUCGCAUGUAUCUCGAGUUCGCUGUUUUAUCACCAAUUUCAUGGAGCCAUAUUUGAUGGUGAAAUACUCUCCCACACUUCCUCUAUUUGAGGAAAGAUUUGUGAACUAUGGAUAUAACAAAGUGCAGUAUUUUGAGCAUCUUCGCCAAGCUGGUUUUCAGUUUUAUAUAUUGAAUCAUGCUUUCGCAAUGGACUUUCCACAUCCUGAGUAA
This is a messenger RNA of Blastocystis hominis, 1290 nucleotides long. RefSeq lists its product as hypothetical. Gene Ontology annotation, molecular function: xylosyltransferase activity; glucuronosyltransferase activity. The transcript is spliced from 7 exons. The coding region runs from base 1 to 1290 and encodes 429 amino acids. Lineage: Eukaryota; Bigyra; Opalinata; Blastocystidae. The record is from RefSeq and is a predicted model, not a curated record. Gene Ontology annotation, biological process: protein O-linked glycosylation via mannose.